AGAUAAAAUAUCUUUCUUUCUUUCCUCAAGUAGCCUCUUCUUCCUUGAAUCACCGUAGACAGAGGAAGGGAGCAAGGUUAAAAGAAAAAACCAAAAGGAACCCAGAAAUUUAAUCUCUGUUUUUCUGACUAUUGACUUGGCUCAAAGCCCACAAAAAGGAACUCGGAAGAUCUAGAGCUUUGGGGCCAAGACGUGUUAUCUCAGUCUCUGGAACCACACCCUUCUUCUACCUUCAAUAAUCUUGCACGUGUAUUUUUCCAAUUUGUAAUCACUUUAACAAUCGAUCUCUUCCUCUCUCCUUACCUUCCUUUUUUCACCCGUAUGUUCUUGGUUGGAACCGCUGGUUUUGUUUUUCCUUCUUUCAAUCUGCUAUUAAUAUUGCUUCUACGAUGGAUUGAUACCGGAAGGGAAAAGGAAAACCCAUUAAUAAACCUUUGAUUGAAUGUCAUUUAUUUGAUGUAAUAAGCCUGUUCCUUUGGAAUUUUGACUCCCUUUUUCCUUCUUUUUGACCUUCCCCUCUCUAAGCAAAGAAAAGUCUGCAUCUUUUGUCCUCUUUUUCUCGCUAGUUCGAGUCAAAUUUUUGGAUCCUCCUCCUAUUUGAUUAUUGGGUAUAUUACUCUCCCUCAAAAACAGAAGAAAACAAGGGGCCCUUUUUAUGUUAUUUAUUUAUUCCCCAUCUUAUAAAACAGAUCUCUUUCUUUCCAAAUCUCCAUGCUUGCAGAAAAGAAGAGCAACCCCAAGACACAGCAUUCGCGGAAAAAUUGGUGAAAUUUGCCGAGGUAGUUAGAAACGUUGUCGUUUUAUCUUGUCAUGUCUGGGGCAGCAGGGCCUGUGGAGCAUGUAGGCUUGCCUAAAAUGGAGGCAAAAUCCAAACCCGGAUGCUGCAACCCGGUCAAAAAACCUGGACCCGUCUCAAUGGAUCAUGUUCUUUUAGCAUUACGUGAGACCAAGGAAGAAAGGGACUUGAGGAUUCGGAGUUUGUUCAAUUUUUUUGAUGCAGCCAAUGUGGGAUUUUUGGAUUAUGCCCAGAUCGAAAAGGGUCUCUCUGCUUUGCAGAUUCCGGCUGAGUAUAAGUACGCGAAAGAUCUGUUGAAAGUUUGUGAUGCAAACAGAGAUGGGCGCGUGGAUUAUCACGAGUUUAAGAGGUAUAUGGAUGAUAAGGAGCUUGAACUUUAUAGGAUUUUCCAAGCUAUUGAUGUGGAGCACAAUGGGUGCAUUUUGCCUGAGGAGCUUUGGGAUGCGCUUGUUAAGGCUGGGAUUGAAAUUGAUGAUGAGGAGCUUGCUCGUUUUGUAGAGCAUGUUGACAAGGACAAUAAUGGGAUUAUAACUUUUGAAGAAUGGAGAGAUUUCCUUCUACUCUAUCCUCAUGAAGCUACUAUUGAGAACAUCUAUCAUCAUUGGGAAAGGGUUUGCCUUGUAGAUAUUGGAGAACAGGCUGUUAUUCCUGAAGGAAUCAGUAAGCAUGUUAAGAGAAGCAAAUAUUUUAUUGCAGGAGGAAUAGCAGGAGCAGCUUCUCGUACUGCAACUGCUCCUCUUGAUCGCCUUAAGGUGGUAUUGCAAGUGCAGACUACACGUGCUUGUAUUUUGCCAGCUGUAAAGAAGAUAUGGAAGCAAGAUGGUCUCUUGGGGUUUUUUCGAGGUAACGGGUUAAACGUUGUGAAGGUAGCACCUGAAAGUGCAAUCAAGUUCUAUGCAUAUGAAAUGUUAAAGAAUGUAAUGGGAGACAGUAUGGGGUAUAAGAAGGGUGAUAUAGGUGCCAGUGGGAGACUUAUUGCUGGUGGCGUAGCAGGUGCGGUGGCACAAUCUGCUAUCUAUCCAAUGGAUCUUGUAAAAACUCGGUUGCAGACUUGUGCUUCUGAAGGUGGAAGGGCUCCAAAGCUGGGGAAACUAACUAGGGAUAUAUGGGUUCAGGAGGGACCUCGAGCAUUUUAUAAAGGUCUUGUGCCAUCUCUUCUUGGGAUUAUCCCGUAUGCUGGCAUCGACCUUGCUGCCUAUGAGACCUUGAAAGAUUUUUCAAGGACAUAUAUUCUUCAAGAUGAAGAUCCAGGUCCUCUUGUGCAACUAGGUUGCGGAACAGUUUCAGGAGCUCUAGGAGCAACCUGUGUUUAUCCCUUGCAGGUUAUUAGAACGAGACUGCAAGCUCAACAUGCUACCUCUGCUGCUGCGUAUAAGGGAAUGUCUGAUGUAUUUUGGAGAACACUUCAGAAUGAAGGUUAUAGAGGUUUCUACAAAGGACUCGUUCCUAAUCUUCUCAAAGUUGUCCCAGCUGCAAGCAUUACAUAUUUGGUUUAUGAGGCUAUGAAAAAGAGUCUAGAUCUUGACUAGGGAAGUUCUGUAGUCAGGCCCAGUGACCUUAAGUUUAUUGCAGAAAGGAAAGUAGAGGUGAUGAUAAAUAUAACGAUAAUAAGAUAAUUAAACAAGUAGGUGAUAUGAUUUUUGGGUUAUAUGAUAGGUGGUAAUUCCCUUCAGAGAAUGGGGUGCAUAGUUUUGUAGUAAAAAAUAUUUCUCGGCUUAUCUAAACUAAAUGUUGAGAAUCGGGUUUAAAUGGCAUAAUCAUGUCUUACUUCAAGGUGAUAGGUAUGAUACUAUUCAUUUCUUCUUC
Theobroma cacao (cacao) is the source of this 2602-nucleotide messenger RNA. RefSeq names its product calcium-dependent mitochondrial ATP-magnesium/phosphate carrier protein 2-like. Gene Ontology annotation, biological process: transmembrane transport. The record is from RefSeq and is a predicted model, not a curated record. Lineage: Eukaryota; Viridiplantae; Streptophyta; Magnoliopsida; Malvales; Malvaceae. Gene Ontology annotation, molecular function: calcium ion binding.